Molecule: messenger RNA, 1431 nt
Organism: Cylicocyclus nassatus
Lineage: Eukaryota; Metazoa; Nematoda; Chromadorea; Rhabditida; Strongylidae
Source: the annotation of a GenBank genome assembly
AUGAAAGCUUCCUCUCUCUUGAAGUUAUUAUUAGUAUUCGCUAACUAUAAAGCUAGCAAAGCUGACAAAUUUGAAGAGGCUAUCAAGCACAUAGACACACAAGUCUUGAACAGAAGCGAACUCAUCUACCUGCACAAACGACUUCUUGAGCAUAAACAAGAGAACGUGGAGAGUCUUAAGCUUGAUCCGCAACGGCAGGCGAUGCUGGAUAGUUUAGAGGAAGAGCUACAGAGGACAGAAGUAGAACAGGUGCAGUUUAGCUCAGUUGGCGAUGACAUAGAGACUAUCAACAAGAAUAAGGGAAUAGGAGACUUUUUGUACCAAAGUGACAUUGUGUUGACAGAGUGGCAAGUGGAUGAAAUUCUGAGAACUAAACAUGAUCGGAGAAGCCGUCAAGCUUUCAGAGAUGAGAAAUAUCCCGAGACAAUCUGGCCUAAUGCGAUUGUGCAUUUUUCCUUCUCUUCCAACGCAACUAACAAAUUUCGUGACCUCUUCAGACAUGGCGCACUGGAAUGGCAGAGGGAGACUUGUCUCAACUUUUAUGAAUACAUUCAUGCACCGCACCGUAUCGAGCUUGUAAGCGAAACGGGCUGUUGGUCACAUGUGGGAAACAUGCACAGAGUGCAAGCUCUUUCUUUGGGAGAAGGUUGCGAUGCGAUUGGCAUCGCUGCACACGAAAUCGCUCAUGCCCUUGGUAUGUUUCACCACCAUGCGAGACAUGAUCGUGACGAGCACAUAUUCAUUGAUGAAUCAAAAAUCAUGGAUGGUAUGUACGACCAAUUUACCAAACAAACCAAGGACACUAAUAAUAAUUAUGGGCUUCCCUAUGAGUAUGGCAGCGUAAUGCACUAUGGUUCAAGGAGUUUCUCGGCAGACAAGACACGCUGGCACACCAUGAUACCUAACGAUAAGUUGUAUAUUGAUACAUUGGGCUCCCAAUUCAUAAAUGUAAGUCGCAUUCCUCGGCUAAAUGCGCAAUGGGAGGAUUUCCAAACCCCAAAAGAUUGCUUGAGAUGCGUUUGUCCGGGAGGCUAUGGAGGAAUACUAUGCAAUGAAAGGCCAAGUGGUUGUGGGGAAGUGCUGCAAGCCACCACAGACUAUAAGAAAUUUGAAGAUGUUGUUGGCCACUCAUGGGUAAAAAAGUCGGAGGAGAAUGACUUUUUUGCCAUGUGCAAGUACUGGAUAGAGGCUCCAUUAGGUCGAACAGUAGAAGUGAAGUUUCACAACUUUACGGAACGUGUCGCUGUCCAAGGAUGUUACUAUGCUGGUGUUGAGAUCAAAACGCAGAGGGACCAACGCAGCACCGGAUAUAGGUUCUGCUCUCCUUCUUAUACGGGGGAAGUGUUCAAAUCCGCAAGCAAUGUUGUGCCUAUCAUUACGUGGAGCAGGAUCUGGCCGAUCAAGGUAGAACUAUGGUACCGAAUGGUCUAG